Messenger RNA from Paraglomus brasilianum, 1248 nucleotides. Lineage: Eukaryota; Fungi; Glomeromycota; Glomeromycetes; Paraglomerales; Paraglomeraceae. The record is from the annotation of a GenBank genome assembly.
AUGCAUUAUAUAAAACCACAACAUAGAGCCAACUUGGAUCUCUACAAAUACAGUGGAGUGGACAAGUCUCUUCUGUCACGAUAUGUUCUUACUCCUUAUUGGAACGGCCUUGUACAACUAUUUCCAUUAUGGAUCGCGCCAAAUGUCAUUACUCUGCUAGGAUUGUUUUGUAUUGCCGUUAAUUUGGCAACCUUACUUUAUUUCACACCGGAUCUAUCUGAACCGUGUCCUUCGUGGGUCUACUAUACGUUUGCAUUAGGAUUAUGGAUAUACGCUUCAUUCGAUGCAAUAGAUGGUAAACAAGCCCGAAGAACGGGAACUUCUGGCCCACUAGGAGAACUAUUCGAUCAUUGUUGUGAUGCGCUUAAUACGACUCUUGGAGUCUUUAUGGUUGGAUCGGCACUGGGAUUACCUCAAUCAUGGUUACUAGCCUUGAGUCAUCUUUUUGCGCUUGUAAAUUUUUAUCUUACUACCUGGGAAGAAUAUCACACGGGAACAUUAUAUCUAAGUUAUUUUAGUGGCCCUGUUGAGGGUCUAAUAAUUCUGUGCAUAGUGUAUAUAACAACUGGUUUCAAAGGGGUUGGAUUCUGGAAUCGAAGUUUGCAUGGCUUUUUAAAAAUUUCCGAUUCGUUUGAACGAACAUUUCCCCAGCUUUCUUUACAAGACGCGUUCAUGUAUUUUGGUGCUGUUGUUUUAGUUAUGAAUAUCAUUGUCAGUUCGUGGAACGUUGUUCGUGCUUGCAAGUCGCAGAAGAAACCAUUGAUCCCAGCGUUAUUGGGGCUAUUCCCAUUUGCGUUUAUGUCCGCCCUUGAAUUUGUAUGGCUGGCAGCCUCACCGCAAAUACUCACUCGACAUCUGAUUGUGUUCCUUCUUUAUAUCGGAAUAUCAUUUGGGUAUCAAGUUGGCUUGAUUAUCACUGCUCAUGUAACUAAAGCACCUUUCCCCUACUGGAACGUGUCAUUUUACCCUCUUCUAUUUGGAGUUGCAAAUGCAUUACUUCGUAAAGUUGGAAUCUCUAUCAUAGAUAAUUAUUAUGAGAUUAUUUAUGUACAUCUAUGUUUGGCGUUCUCAGCAUUAUUGUAUGGGCAUUUCGUUGUUAACGUAAUUAGGGAUAUUUGUGAUUACUUUGACAUUAAUUGCUUUACCAUCAAGCGAAAGAUGAAUGUAUCAACCAAGGUAGGAGAUGGGACCGUACCUGUAUCUGCUACCCCUGACAUACCAAAUGAGUCUAACAAAAAAAGAGAUUAG